Closterium sp. NIES-67 is the source of this 1960-nucleotide messenger RNA. Lineage: Eukaryota; Viridiplantae; Streptophyta; Zygnematophyceae; Desmidiales; Closteriaceae. The record is from the annotation of a GenBank genome assembly.
CCAUCUACAGAAUCAGACGUUCGCUUCGGAAUUUCUUUGAAGGCUUUCAAGGCUCUAGGAUCACACACUGUUAGUAGUAACAACGCUUAGUGGGGAUUCUACGGGGUUAAGGACGUCCGUUGACCCCUAGAUCGGCGAUGACGUCGUCUGCAGCAGCAUGCGAUGCGUCAGCUACAGCUUCCACACCACCAGCAGCAGCAGCAGGCGACGGCGUAUGGAGAGCUUCGACAGGAACAACAGCUGACGAUAGGCUAGCUGAAGCAUCGCCAGCUGUUGCUCCUGUCGAAGCUGUUUCAGGCGAUAAAGGCCCUGUUUCCGUGAGCCAUCAUGCUUCCGUCAACAAUCAUGCAGCUGCCGUCAGCAAUCAAGCUUCUGGAGUGUCAGGAGCCGGGCAAAAGCGGAAAAUCGGCGGUAAUUUUCUCUGGGGAGCGGCGACGGGGCUUAUAACGGGGGUUCUAUUGCAGCCGUUCGAUGUGAUCCGCACGCAUCUGCAGGGAUCAUCCUCACCGUCCGUUCGCAAGAUGGCAACAGCAGCAGCGGGAGGAGCAGGAGCAGCAGGAGGAGCAGGAGGAGCAGGAGCAGCAGCGAGAGAAGUGGGAGUUAGAUCGCUGAGGUCGGCAGCUGUUGACGCUGCUAUAGGGUUCACUGCAACUGCUGCUACAACAGCAGCUACAACCGCAGCUACAGCCGCAGCUACAAACCCAGCUAGUACAACGGCAGCCACAACCGCAGCCACAGCAGCAGCCACAACAGCAGCCACUGCAGCCACCACAGCAGCCGCUAGAACAGCUGCAAGAGCAGCUAUACCCGCAGCUGUAGGCUCAGCAGCAGCGAAACAGGCAUUCAAUCCCAGCAUGGGCAGCGUAGUGCGGCUGAUAGUGCACAAGGAGGGCGUCAGAGGACUCUGGAGAGGCACUGGCCCCACGUGCGUGCGCCUGGGGCUGGGCUUGGGGCUGUUCUUUGCCACGCUGGACCCAACCAUGCAUGCGCUGGCUGCCCUAGAGAGUACUCUUGAAGAGAAACGGAGGAGGAGGGGCAGGGCGCAAGGGGAGCAAGGGGAGCUAGGAGAGGGUUCGUUAAAAGAGGAUUCGUUACCGUCCUCAGCGUCCUCGUCGUCUGUGGUUGCUCAGAGGAGCGCUCAUCAGUUCUCGUCCCGGGUGACGUUUCUGGCGGCUGUGGUUUCGCGGUCCCUGGCUGCUGCUGCGCUGUGCCCCGUGUCUGUGGUUAAGACUCGCAUGGAGUCUCGUUGGUAUGGAGUGCAGUUCUCUGCAGUGAGCGGAGAGUCUUAUAGAGGAACGCUUGGUGGAUUGACGGCGAUUGCCCGGUCAGAGGGAAUAGCAGGCUUAUAUCGAGGAUUGGGAACCACUCUGCUAAGAGAUGCGCCGUACUCCGGGAUCUAUCUCGUGCUCUACUCACGCAUGCGCUCCUUCAUUCAUGAUCGCAUUUCCUCUGAUGAUGGGCAUGGGGCUCGAACGGUCUCCACAAUGGCAGCAGGAGCAGCAGCAGGGGCUCUGGCAACCAUUCUGACCCACCCGCCUGAUGUGGUGCGAACCCACCUGCAGCUGGCCACUCUGCUAGCGACACCUGGCAAGCCACUGUCCAUGAUUGGUGCCACGUCAGCCAUCUACAAGUCGCAAGGUUUGCCUGGCUUCUUCAGAGGGGUGGUGCCCCGGGUCAUGAAGCGAUCGUUGCAGCAAGCACUCACAUGGACUCUCUUUGAGCGCCUCUCAUCCAUUCUUUCUGGCCGGACACUUUGGGAUCGGAAAGACGUUGCCCGUUGAGGAGCGAGAGCGCAUGAUAUACGACAGCUACUGCUCGUGGCUGUGCAAUGGAAUCAAUUGGCUCGCUAUAUUAUUUCGUUCAUUUGUUACAUAUGCUGUGUAGUUUUUUUUUGUUGUGACGUUGAUGUUUUCAAUACACUGUAGUUGAUGUACGGGACCACGUAAUCGCGUACAGAGUG